AGGUGUUCUUGGAAAAAAUUUGUGAUUUGGAUGUGAGAAAGGACAUGAGGAGAUCAAAGACCUGGGAUUUUGCUGAUCAGAAUGAAACAAAUGUUGAAAGACUUUUCAAAUCUGUUGUUGGUGGUACUCUGUGACUAUGUUCUUGGAGAAGCUGAAUAUAUACUCUUGGGAGAGCCAGGCCAUGUAGCACUAAGCAACAACACAGUGUCUGUGCAUUUUCAGCAUUUUGAUGGUGCUAAUUGGACAUUGAGGAAUGUAUCUGUCUUGCUGUUGGAAGCCAACACCAACAAGACUAUUGCCACCAAAUACCUUCUGACCAACCAGUCGCAGGGAACAUUUGAGUUUGAGUGUUUCUACUUCAAGGAGGCUGGUGACUACUGGUUCAUGAUGAGUUCAGAAGCAGUGGACAAUAGCACUACAGUCCUUUGGUGGAAAAAAAGUACGUUUCUGAAGGUGGAGUGGCCCAUCUUUCACUUUGACUUAAAUAGGACCUCCAGUGCAGCAGAAGGCAUCUUUCAGGUGGGCUUUUUCACCAGUCAGCCACUGUGCUCAUUCCCUGUGGAUAAGCCCGACAUCUUGGUGGAUAUCAUCUUUACCAACAGUCUUCCUGAAACAAGAACAAGUCAGGGACAGCCCCUGGAAAUAAGAACCAGCAAAAGGACAGAACUCUGUCAAGGUCAGUGGGUUGAGUUUGGCUGUGCACCUGUGGGGCCAGAAGCCUAUGUCACUGUGGUACUGAAACUGCUUGGCAGAGACUCGGUCAUUACCUCAACAGGACCCAUUGACCUGGCCCAGAAAUUCGGAUACAAACUGGUGAUGGUGCCAGAACUGAUGUGUGAGUCCGUGGUGGAAGUGAUGGUGGUGCCUCCACCUUGCAUUUUUGUCCAAGGAGUAAUUGCUGUCUUCAAGGAGGCCCCCAGACUCCCUGGGGAAGGGGCAGUUUGGCUGGCUGAAAACACCCUAAACCUGGGAGAGAGGAGGACAGUAUUUAACUGCAGUCUGUUUGAUAUGGGAAAGAAUAAAUACUGCUUUGACUUUGGCAUUUCAAGCAGAAGCCAUUUUUCCACAAAAGACAAGGAGUGCAUGCUAAUUCAGAGAAAUAUAGAGACCUGGGGAUUGUGGCAGCCAUGGACACAGUGUAGCACCACGUGUGGGGAUGGUGUGAGAGAGCGUCGCCGAGUGUGUUUCACUUCCUUCCCCUCGAGACCUGGCUGUCCUGGAAUGUCGUCAGAGACCUCCUUGUGUUCCUUGGAGGAGUGUAAUGCUUUCCAGCCAUCUAGCCCAUCUCCUCUUCAGCCUCAGGGUCCAGUGAAACCCAACAACAUUGUGACUGUCACUGGAAUAUCCCUGUGCUUGUUCAUCAUUGUUGCCACUGUUCUUAUCACACUAUGGAGGAAGUUUGGCCGUGCUCCCAAGUGUAGCACUCCCGCUCGACACAAUUCCAUCCACUCCCCCAGCUUUCGGAAGAACUCGGAUGAGGAGAACAUCUGCGAACUGAGUGAGCAGCGUGGGAGCUUCUCAGAUGGAGGAGAUGGUCCUUCGGGGAGCCCAGGGGAGAUGGGUAUCCCUUUGACCUAUAGGCGGAGUGUGCCAGUGACUCCUGAGGAUGAUGCCUCUGGCAGUGAGAGCUUCCAGUCCAAUGCCCAGAAGAUAAUCCCCCCUCUGUUUAGCUACCGUCUUGCCCAGCAGCAACUGAAGGAGAUGAAGAAGAAAGGCCUGACAGAAACCACCAAAGUGUACCAUGUGUCUCAGAGUCCUCUGACAGAUACUGCUAUUGAUGCUGCUGCCGGCCCCCCCUUAGACUUGGAAACCCCAGAAGAAGCCGUGGCAAACAAGUUCCGGAUCAAAUCCCCAUUUCUGGAUCAGCCCACGAUCAGUGCUGGGGAGAGGCCUCCCUCCAGGCCAGAUCUUAAUGUCACUCAUGCCAGUUGUGCAGUAAGCCCUAGCCAGAACCUAAUCCGCAAGUCACAGAUGAAGCAUGUGGGCAGCAGAGGGGGCCAAUCCGAGAGGAGCUAUCCCAGGAAUUCCCACUUCAGAAGGACUGCUAGUUUUCAUGAGACCAAGCAAGCCCGGCCAUUUCGGGAGAGGAGCAUGUCCACUCUGACUCCACGGCAGGUCCCUACCCACAGCUCUAGGACACGGACUUGGGACCAGGCAGAAGACAAGUUUAGACCUCUCAAUCGAGGCACCCACCUGUUUCCUGAGAAAUUGGAGCAUUUCGAAGGAGCAGGUGGAACCAAUGAUCCAUUCAGCCCUCUCCCUAAGUCCCACACCUUGGGGCAGCCCUUGCGGAAACCAGACUUGGGGGAUCGCCAGUCAGGGUUAAUGGCAGGAAUUGAGAGAAUGGAGCCUCACAGGGCUCGGAGGGGACCGUCCCCCAGUCACAGGAGUGUUUUGAGGAAACAGCCUUCCCCCACUUCUCCCAAAGAUAGCUACCAGAGGGCCAACCCUCUGAGUCCUUCUCAGUGUAGAAAAGACAAGUGUCAGAGCUUCCCAGCACACCCUGAGUUUGCCUUCUAUGACAAUACAUCAUUCGGCCUCAUGGAGGCAGAGCAGAGGAUGCUUGACCUCCCUGGAUAUUUUGGGUCAAAUGAAGAGGAUGAAACCACAAGUACACUUAGUGUGGAGAAGCUGGUGAUCUAA
Orycteropus afer afer is the source of this 2643-nucleotide messenger RNA. RefSeq names its product thrombospondin type 1 domain containing 1 (gene THSD1). Gene Ontology annotation, cellular component: cell periphery. NCBI's taxonomy places the organism in Eukaryota, Metazoa, Chordata, Mammalia, Tubulidentata, Orycteropodidae. The record is from RefSeq and is a predicted model, not a curated record.